Molecule: messenger RNA, 6042 nt
Organism: Camponotus floridanus (Florida carpenter ant)
Lineage: Eukaryota; Metazoa; Arthropoda; Insecta; Hymenoptera; Formicidae
Gene: Dap160
Product: intersectin-1
Exons: 37
Coding region: 537-6020 (1827 amino acids)
Biological process (GO): positive regulation of Rho protein signal transduction
Molecular function (GO): guanyl-nucleotide exchange factor activity; protein binding; calcium ion binding
Source: RefSeq, a predicted model, not a curated record
GAGCAGUGGUGAAGCUGGGUGAAGCUGAUUGUGGUCAGUGGUGAUUCGCUUGUGUGGAUUGACUCCAAGCAGACUUUGACGUGUUUCCCGAUCGACGUGUCGCGGACUUUUCGCAAUUUUCUUGUCCCGUUUUUCCGCGGGGGAAGGGAAAAAAAGCUCGACCUCAUAAGAUCCGCGCUCGGCUGACGAUUGACAGUUGACGCCAGGACGAUACAUUGUGCAUAUACCUUAGGUAGACAUAAGACAAUAGACAAUUAUAGACGAUGCACGACGAUGAACUACGACGGUAAACGAUGGAUGGCACGUCGUCGUAAGCCACGAUAGGCGAUACACGUCUGGUGGGCGGCACGAUCGGUGAUGAUUCGCGAAUUAUAGAUCUCGUAAAGUCUCGAAGAUCGAUCACCGUGACCUAACAUAAUCUAACCUUGAAGGCGUAAACUCACCGCGACUCGACCACCGAACACGAGAUUCUAAUCAGCCCUAAUUCUAACGAGUAUCGUCUCGAGUAUCGCACAAGCGGACGUCAAUCUUCCAAAAUGGUUACUCCACAAACUCCAGGUAUAGACCCCUGGGUAAUUCAGCCUAGAGAGAGAAUGAAAUAUCAAGAACAAUUUGAUUCCUUGAAACCACUCAAUGGAGUUGUUACUGGUGAACAGGCAAAGGGAUUCCUCCUUAGAUCUCAACUUCCACCUCCCAUUCUUGGACAGAUAUGGGCAUUAUCGGAUACAGAUUCAGAUGGAAAAAUGGAUAUAAAUGAAUUCAGUAUUGCUUGCAAGUUGAUCAAUUUGAAAUUACGUGGUUUUGAAAUUCCUAAAGUAUUGCCACCUAUUCUCAUACAGAGUUUGAAAUCUUUUCCAACAGGUGAUGCUAACUUGGUUGGAUUGACAAACGGUUCAACCGCUCAAAAUAAUAUUGGCUCUCUAGUAAACUUAAGUGGACCUCAACCAAUGGUAUCUCAAACUGUGGCAAGUGCAAUACCUACAGCGGGAAAUACACAUCCUCUUAUAGCAUUACAACAAAAUAGACAGAAUGUGGCUCCAAGUACACACGCCACAACUCAUAUACCGUCUAAGCCACCCGCUCGACCCGCUCCACCUUCUGUGGGAGUCGCGCCUUCUGUCAAUACCACAACUGGUGGUCCUCCGCAAAGACCUGCACCACCUGCAAAUAUUGGUAGUAACUUUGCAGCCACAACAAGUGGUCCACCACCAAAACCAGCACCACCAUCAUUUCCAAAUAGUCCUGUAGGAAUCUCACCCAUAAAAGUUCCACCUUCUGUUGUUGGCACAUCGGUAGUUUCUUCAAUUCCACCUGUUUCUGGCAUAGGUAUUCCAUCAGUAGCACCAAUUGCACCUUUAAACACAAACCCUGUGCCAAUGGCUGCCUUUAAUAUGACACAACCAUUGCCAACACAGCCAUUAGGCAUAGUUAACACAGGUAUGGUUGCUCCUAUGCCUGGCGUCUCUAGUAUGGUACCAUCCAUCGGAUCAAUAAAUACCGGUACUGGAGUUGCUUCAUCGGUAGUAUUACCAUUGGUAUCCUCAACAACUGCAAACGGCGCUUUAGUCAACGGUGCCAUUACGCAAACGCCGGUAUCUACAAAUACACCCUUGAGUACAACAGCACGUCCACCGAGUAUAGAUAGAGUAGGUUCUGUGGAUUCACAGCACUCGUUAGUUGGUUCGCCGCAAUCUAUAGAAUGGGCGGUGCCACAUCAAACUAAAUUAAAGUACACUCAAUUAUUUAAUACUUGGGAUAGAACGAGAUCUGGUUUUCUAUCCGGGCCUCAAGCAAGAAACAUCAUGGUGCAAUCGCAAUUGCCACAACCGAUACUUGCUCGAAUAUGGGCUUUAUCUGAUAUGGAUUCGGAUGGACGUUUAGGUUCUGAGGAAUUUGUACUAGCAAUGCAUCUUUGCGACAUUGCUAAAGCUGGCGAAACGAUACCUACGACACUUCCACUUGAACUUAUUCCACCCACAUUUAGACGACAACGUCAAAGUAGCUUAACAUUAUCUCAGAAUGCAACGGAAAAUAUUGAUCCAUUAGCGGGCAUGCCACAGACUUCAUUCGAAGAUAAACGUAAAGAGAACUUUGAGAAAGGUCAAGCGGAAUUGGAACGUAGGCGUAAAGCGUUGUUAGAAAUUCAGCGAAAAGAACAAGAAGAGCGGGAACGAAAAGAAAGAGAAGAAGCUGAGAAACAGGAAAAAAUAAGAUUAGAACAAGAAAGGCGUAGACAAGCGGAAAUCGAGAAACAAAUGCAAAGGCAAAAAGAAAUUGAACAGGAGAAAGAGGAACAACGUAAACGCGCGCAAGAACAGAAAGAGGCAGCACGCAAGGAAAUGGAAAGACAACGACAGUUAGAAUGGGAACGACAGAAGUCGCAAGAAUUGCAAGCACAAAGACAAAAAGAACAAGAUGUUCUUCUCAAGUUGAAAGCAAAGAAUCAGACCUUAACUAUUGAACUUGGAACACUUAAUGACAAAGUAAAAGAAUUAUCGCAAAAAAUUUGUGAUACUCGAGUAGGAGUCUCAGGUGUUAAGACGACUAUUGAUGGUAUGCGAUCAACGAGAGAUGCGCAAUUACAGGAAAUGGCCGCCUUAAAGAAUAAACUUCGGGAACAAAAUCAAAGAUUAUUAGCAUUGAGUCAGGAGAAAGCGCGUAUCGAGGCGAAAAAUAAACUCAAUGCGGCGCAAGAUGCUGCCGGACAAGAGGCUGUUAAGAUGGCCUUUGACAAUAAACAAAUUACUCUUAAGCAGAUGAAAGAUAAAAUUGCAGAUUUACAACAGCAGAUCGAUUCGAAAAUGUCCGAUAUUGAAAAUAAUAAUGCUCAACUUGAAGAGAUUAAGACGCAAAUAAAAGAUCUAAUAGCAGACUGUAAACAGCUUUACAUUAAUUUUGAUGACAAGAAGAAAAAAGUACUUGAACUUCGAGCAAGCGGCAGCAGCGUCUCGGCCGCUGACUUUGCCACAUCCGCAUGGGGCGAUAGCGCAUGGAGCAAUGCACCUAGUAUAGCUAGUGACGCAGCUUGGCCUGUUGACGAUACCACUACGGUGAACUCGACAAAUGAAGCUGAUGUCGUGGGUGUUCGCAAAUAUAGAGCACUUUACGAAUUUGUGGCGCGAAAUCAAGACGAAAUAUCAUUUCAACCUGGUGAUAUUAUAUCAGUACCACCUGUGCAAAACGCUGAACCAGGAUGGAUGGCAGGAGAAAUUCGCGGUCACACCGGUUGGUUUCCCGAAUCUUACGUGGAACCAGUGGAUACCGGUACAAUUAGUUUGGAUAAUGAACGUACCUUCAUACAACAAGACAGCGUAGAGAAGAGAACAUUAGAAGAAAUAGCAGAAGUCCCCGAGAACGUAUCCGACGCGGGAUCAUUAGGUGGAGAAGCCCCGAUAGUGGAAGCUAUUAUACCUACUUUAGGAUUAGGUACAUCUUGCCACAUAGAAGCUACCGCAUUAUUUCCAUAUCGACCUACUAUGGAGCAACAUCUUUCUUUUGAAAAAGGAGAAACCAUUUAUGUUUCUGAGCAGCAGGCUGAUUGGUGGUAUGGCUCGACUAGUAAUGAAAAUAAGGGUUGGUUCCCUAAAUCAUAUGUAAAAGAGAUAAUUACAAGCAACAAAGAUGUCGCAACUGAUGGUCUCAACGAAUAUUAUGUUGCACUUUAUCGAUACGACUCGACUGAAGCCGGCGAUCUUAGUUUCAAUCAAGGGGAAGUUAUAUUGGUUAUUAAGAAGGAAGGAGAUUGGUGGACUGGUUGUGUAGGGGAUAAGACUGGGAUUUUUCCAUCUAAUUAUGUGGAAAAGUGCGAUGCUCCUAAUCAGUCUAGUGUAACUGCUCCAGAGACAAAAAGUACCGAAGAUGUUAUUCCAAUAACCGCAGCAUCACAAGUAGAGAAAACAGCAGAACAAUUGGAAGAUGAAAGAGCAGCUGCUGAGGAUAGAGCGGAAUUACCGGACUUUACUGCCAUGGCUGCUCAGCAGUAUUAUAAGAGAGGAGGAAGGAAACCAGAAAUUGUCCAAGUUAUUGCACCAUAUCAAGCAACUAGUGCAGAACAAUUAGACUUGCAAAGAGGACAAUUAAUAAUGAUUCGUAAGAAAACUGAUAGCGGAUGGUGGGAAGGAGAGCUUCAGGCACGAGGUAAAAGGAGACAAGUUGGUUGGUUCCCAGCAACAUAUGUUAAACCUUUAACCAGUAGCAGUAAUAGAAGUACACCUGUCUCUCAUGGAUAUCAAGAUUCUCCAACAGAUCCAAAUAUUGAACGCGUUAUGGCCCUUUAUCCUUACCAAGCACAAAAUGAGGAUGAGUUAAGCUUUGAGAAAGGCGAUGUUAUAUCAGUACUUGCUAAGGAAGAAACCGCAUGGUGGAGAGGAGAAUUGAAUGGCGUAUCCGGUGUCUUCCCAAGCAACUACGUAUCACCUAUGUCUAGUGAAUUGACGAUCGAUACAAUAUGUCACAAUCCCAUGGAAAAAAAACGCCAGGAACAUAUCAAAGAGCUAAUCGUGACUGAACAAGCCUACAUAGAAGACAUGAGGCUAGUACACGAGGUGUUUGAAAAACCAUUAAUUGAAAGUUUAGUCAUGAGCGUCGAUGAAAUAGAAAAGAUAUUUAUUAAUUGGAGAGAUAUUAUUGCAUGUAACGAUAAUUUUUUAAGGACUUUAAGAAUAAGAAGGGAUAACAGUUAUAACGGAGUAGUUAGAAUGAUUGGCGAUAUCCUAUGCGAAAAUAUACCUAGGAUGUCAGCUUACAUAAGAUUUUGCAGUUGCCAAAUAUCUGCGGCGAUGUAUUUGCAACGUUUGACAGAAACCUUACCGGAAUUUGUUCGAGUCGCGCAGACAUGUCAGCAAGAUCCACGAACAAAAGGAAUGCCAUUAAGCUCAUUUUUAAUUAAACCGAUGCAAAGAAUAACAAAAUAUCCGCUUAUUAUUGGCAAGAUUUUAGAAUAUACGCCGAUAGAUCACCCCGAUAGGCAGUAUCUGCAAGAAGCGUUGGCUAAAUCCGAAGAGUUUUGUAUUCAGGUGAAUGAAGGAGUCAGAGAGAAAGAAAAUAGCGACAGAUUAGAGUGGCUGCAAACUCAUGUAAUAUGUGAUGGUCUUGAAGAACAACUCGUUUUCAAUUCCUUGACAAAUUCCUUGGGGCCGCGAAAACUUUUGCAUUACGGUAUACUUCACAAGUCAAAAAGUGGCAAAGAACUCGUCGGCUUCCUGACAAAUGAUUUCCUACUGUUUGUUCAACCAAUGAAAUUCUCAUUGAACUGCCAACAAUUUUCAUUUGAACGCAACGAACAUCAAAAAUUUAAGAUGUACAGAAAACCGAUAUUUCUCAACGAAUUAUCUUUGCUUGGAGAAAACGACGGAAACAGUAGCUUGAGCGGAAGCGACGCGGCGGACAAUUCCUCGAAAAUUUUAAGACUGAAAGAUCAGAAGAAACCAAUUAUAUUAUCAGCAUCAUCUGCGAAUGAAUGUUCCUUGUGGUCGAAACGAAUCGUAGAAGCGCGUAGGAAAUUUUUAGAGAAUGAGAGGAAUCGCCUGCAGAGACAACGAUCAAAACAGGCACAAUUUAGAGCGUGCGGCAGAAUUCUCGUCACUGUGCUCGAAGGCUUCAACUUGAAAGCCCCAUCCGUUCGCAGGAGACCUCCCGAAGGUAGGCUGCGACUAGUAGUUGUGGAAGCUGAAGAUCUUGUCAUUAGUAAAAAAGGAAAGUGUAAUACAUUCUGCAAAGUGUCUAUGGGCUCUCAAGAAGAAAGAACCGGCGUCGUAUCUGGAAACGAUUGCCCUUGGUGGGAUGCCUCGAUGCAAUUCCAAGUAAAAGAUCUAUUAGAAGAUACCCUUUGCAUCACCGUGUUCGAUAAAGGAUAUUACAGUCCUGAUGAAUUUCUUGGCCGUGCCGAGAUCAGAGUCGCUGAUAUAAUGAGAGAUAGUAAAGAUUCUUGUGGACCAAUUCAAAAGAGAAUCAAAUUGCAUGAAGUCGAUAGCGGUGAUGUCAUCCUCAAGCUGGAUCUUCGACUGUUUGAUAGCAGAUAAGAUACUUGUAGUAGUAUGUGCG